GUCACGUGGUUAUAAAAAUGUCAACAUUGCCGUGCGCUGCGCUGUGCCCAAUUAUUACAAGAUUACCACGACCUCUCUGCUUUUUAUGACUAUUUAUCCAAAAUACAUGUGUUAAAUGCUUUCUUAGACUGGAAUAUUGAUGUUAGACGUUUAAAUCGGGAUUGUCACCGCGCAGGAUGGCGGUGUCUCAAGCAGGACAGUCUCCUCUUGUUCAUAGUUUGGCCAAGCUCCUUCGAAAUGAUGGUGACUUGGUUUUGGACGGCAGCAGCACCCUGACCCUCCCGGCCCCCACCCUUGGCCAGCUGACCCGUCUGUUUGAGCAGUACCUAUUGUCCCGCAGUCAGCAGCACGGCUUCCUGGCCCUGCCCUCACACCCCGCAGACACUGCCUCCCUGCUCCAGCUGCAGUUCCUCUUCGAUGUGUUGCAAAAGACAGUCUCUCUUAAGAUCAUUAACCCCCCAGAUACAAGACUUCAGUCUGUGGUAAAGAUCUUCCCCUUCAAAUCCUUAAAGAUUUUAGAGAUCAAGCGAAUCCCUCCACAUUGCCUUGAGGGUCUUCGAGGAGUCUACUCUCAGUUAGAAGUAUUCAUCUGCUCCAAAAGUGUUAGUUCUUUAGAGGAGCUGUUGUCUUUAUGUGGAGGAGAUCUGAGCUCAGCGUUGCCCUGGCUGGAACUGCACACACUCAACUUCAGCUACAACUCCAUCGUCUGCCUUGACCAGUCACUAAGUUUACUAAAUGUCCUCAAAUACUUGGAUUUGAGUCACAAUAAGAUCCAAGACUGCGCUGAAUUCCUCAAGCCUUUGAGUGAACUGGAGCACCUCAACCUUGGCUACAACUGCCUCCAGAGGGCGCCAUUGCUCGGCCUAAGCGCGAGGGCCAAACUCCUCACGCUCGUCCUCCGAAAUAACCAACUGGAGACUAUAAACGGCGUGGAGCAGUUGUCGGCCUUACAACAUUUAGACUUGGCUUAUAACCUUCUAUUGGAGCAUGCUCAGCUAGCCCCGCUCUCUAUGCUGCACUGCCUACAAACAUUGAAUCUAGAAGGGAAUCCACUGUGUUACCAAAAGACACAUCGUACCUGCACUGUGAGGCAUAUGUCACCCAAAGCUGCUAGUCUUCGAUUUAAGCUGGAUGGUGUCAAGCUGUCCUCAACAGAGAUAUCAGUGUUGCCAAAGUCUGGUCGUCUGUUGGUCCAGAGCCAGUCCAUAGCGUCCGUGGGCUCAGUGGAGCGUAGUCAGGAGGGCUCCAGUGGUCCAGGAGAGCUCACUGACAGUGUGUCUGUGGUGGAGGGGCCAGCAGCCAACAUGCGCAGGCUCAGGAAGUCUAAGAGUAAAGUGAGAGUGAGAAAAGCGAGCAUCUCUGAGCCCAGUGACACAGACUACGAGACCAAACCAGUACCAGCACAAAAAAUAGUCCUCCCUCACCAGGAGGAGAUCGAGCGCAUGUCAAGCUUCAGAGAGCAGCUGGGAGAAGACUGGCUCCGCUACCAGCACCACUUGGACCAAGGACCUCCUCUGACCACCACCACUGCUACCACUGCUACUGUGGACCAUCAGAACAUCUCCAAUGGUUUCUGCUCCUCCUCACCUGCAGCACAACCCUCCCCUGCUCAAAUAAAACCACCUCUAUCACACCUGGAAACUGAAGAUCCUGUGCCGUCAUUUGUGCGCUCUCCUGAGGUGAAGAUGGUGCUAGGAGGAGAGGAAGAGGAGGAGGAGAAGGAGGAGGUGGAUACAGAGUCCACACUGCAGAGACAGUCAGAGGGCACAGUGGAGGAGAGUCUGGAGGGAGCAAAGGAGGAGGUGUCAAGUAGGAAAAGUUCUGCCAGAAGUGAAGGGGGCAGAGAGGAAGAGGAGGAGGAGGACCUGGGAGUGGACCUGUGCCACCCCCUGCUUGUGGGUGUUCUGGCCGAUGAAGAGGAGGAUGAGAGAGAGGAGGAGGAGGCGGAGGAGGAGGAGAGAAAGAGGCAGAGGGGAGAGGUGUUCCUGCGUCUCAGAAAAGGUCUGCUGCUGGAGGUGGACAUGCACAGAGGACAGGAGAGGUGCAGACUGGAGCUGGACAGUCUCACCAGAGUGGACACAACAGAGGCCAGCUGGACACAGCGGGGCUCGGCGAAGCUCCCCGUCGUAGAACUCCAGUUUGACUACAUCAGCAAAGAGAAGCAGAGGAGACGCUAUGUACUGCUCGAUGACAGCCCACAGGAGGCGCUGCAGGCCUUAACAGAGGUGCUCCGUGGGGUGGUGGAGCAGAACCAGCGCCUCUCCCUGGAUCUGGGGCAUGUCCGUCUGCAGUGUCUGCGCUGCGGUCUGGACUUCUCCCAUCAGCAGGAUCAGGGCAGCGACCAGGAGCUAGGCGCCAGGGGCAAGAGGAGGCUGGGUGAUGAGUGUGGCUGUGGGUAAACUCUGAACUCUGGAGAAGAAGCGAGUACGUGUCCAGGAUGUAACAGUGACCGCGUGGUGCAGCUGGCCGACCACAGCGCCCCCUACAGCAGCACGCCCGUCGAUGAGCCUCGCGGACCGGGCAGUGACGGGGACGGAGACCACCUGGAUGGAACCCUCAACUCCCUCUCUAUUGAUAAGGAGGAUGUCCCCGACUCGAGCCUCCAACUGAAUGGAACUAACGCCACCGACGACCCCACCCCCACCUUCAUGACCGCCCGCAGCUCCUUCUAUAUCGGGGGCAGCCAGGAGGACCAGUCCAGCCCCUCCAACACCACUGAGAGCAAGGAGGAGCUGGCCGGGAGCUACCACUACACUGAAAUGGAGGUUCCUGCUGCCCAGGUGUCGCUGUGCCCAUCUGGGAAGGCCUCUUCUGAUGAUGAGCUGGACUUGGGCUGUGAGGACUUCGAUGCUGUGGACCACCGACUCAAACUCUUCUUCGACGUGGAGAUUUUUGAGGAGGAAGAGGAGCUACAUUCAUUUUUAAAGAUGUCAGCUGUCAAAUUCGGAGAGCCUGGGGAGGUGCCGUCACUGCUGGUGGUGUCCAACCUGAGGAUCUACUUCUUGGAAAUCACGUCGGAUAUACACAGGGGCCAGCUGUCGGACUGGCUGGUGAAGCGGGACAGUCAGCUCAUCCUGGAGCUGAGUUACCUGGAGGUGGGGCUGGGCUCUCAGUGCAUGCACAUGGAGUUCGGGGAGGGGGCGGCAGCCUACACUCUGCUGGUGAGGGACAGCGCGCGAUGCAAGAAGUUCUUUGGACUCCUCACAGGAAUCGUACGGGAAAUGGCCCACAAGUCGGACAGCAAGCUCCAGUCCAUCUCCACCACGCGCCUCAGCCCCCAGCACCACCUCUGGCCCCUGGUGUGUGAGGACAUCCAGGACGACGUGGAGGAGGGGCAGCUGCAGUUCUUCUACAUCCUGGCGUUUGUCCUGCAAGAGGAAUUCUGGACUCCGCUGACCGUCCUCGCCACCAGGGAGACUCUGCACCUGCUAAGAGAAGACCACCAGUGGAGGAAGAGCGUCAUCGACCCCACGUCCAAAGGAAGCGAAGAGCCCAGCAGCGGGGGCGUGACCGUGCUAGAGACUCAGCCAAUCAGCUGCGUGAGCUCCAUCGUCCUCUGGCCCACAGACUCCUGCAGGGUGGACAUCAAGCUUUAUGACGAGACGGUGAAGCUGGAGAAGACGUGGAGCGUGCGGUCGGAGAGCUCGGAGAUGAUCCAGGGGAUGGUGGCGUGGGUCAAAAGGCAGUGGGAGGACAUGUUUGGAGUCAAGUUGAGUCUGCAGGAGGCGUCGUAAGGCACACGCACGUACAGAUAGGAAUGAAGUUCUCGGACAAUUUGUGGGACUUUUUUUUUCUUUUUUGGUUUAGGAAAAAUGGAGAAAUUCACCUUCACAAUCACUAUACCAAAUAUAACACAUGUUGCAAAUACCUACACUACCGGUCAAAAGUUUUAGAACACCACCCUUUUUCCAGUUACUGUUUACUGUUGAUCAAAACAUAUUCUAAACUUUUGAUUCAUGAAAGUGUCCACCUUUGGCAGAUAGAACAGCUGAACACACUUGUGGCUCAUUCUUUUUACAAUAGAAAUCAAAUAUACUUCAGAAAGUUCAUCCCAAGUCUGUUGCAGAAGUUUCCGUAAAUGUGUGGCACUUGUUGGUUGCUUCACUCUUCUGUCCAGUUCAUCCAAAACCAGCUCGAUAGGGUUUAAGUCUGGACACUGUGCUGCUGGACACUCCAUGUUUUCAAGUUCACCAUCUUGUUCUUUUUUCCUGAGGUAGUUCUGGCAGAGUUUGGACCUCAGGCUGUUCAGUUUUUACCUUUGUACCAUUUCAAGCUCUUCAUUGGACUUGCAUGACUUGAAUUGCGAUAAAUAACUGGAAAAAUUAGGAUGUUCUAAAACCUUUGACCGGUACUGCAUGUUUACAAAAGAAAAGUGAAUUCUGUAAUAAAUGCAAUGUAAAAAUGCAUUGUUUAGCUUUUCUGCUGGAUGGUCCGUCAAGCACUUUUCUCCAUGGAGAUGUUAUUGCUUUGUCUGAAAUGUUUCACAGUAUGACAUUAAACCUUUCUAGCUACAUGGAGGUCAAACCAGACCAAGAUACAGAUCAGAUCUGUGGAGAGGCAACCCUAUUCACAGUCAGAAUGUUGUUUUUCUAGGUAUUUUUGAGCUAUAAAACUGCCUGUAAUUGAAUAAAUGUAAAGUAGAUAUUGUAGAUUAAUGUCAUACUGUGGAACAUUCCAGGCAGAGCAAGGAUCAGGUGAUGGACCCCCAACCAAAAAGUUACACAGUGCAACUUUAAGGACCUGAUUAUACAAAUAUGGGCAAAUAUCGGUUACAACUGCGAGUCAAAUAUCAGACAUUGGUUGUUUCCGCCUGGCACUAGGGUUUCCUUCAUCAAUCUAAAUCGUUCACUAGCUCAAGAUCUGGAGGCGAGUUCCCAAAGGCCCAAACCUCAACGCUGUGCUGUGAUUGGUCCGUCCACCAACAGCCGGGCCCUCUCUUACAAGCGGGAUCAUGCCAAGGCGGAUUCUUGCGAGUUUAUCCGUCUUGCUGUACAAGAUUACCCAGGCGCUGCACUCCUCCUCCUGACACACUGUCCUAUAAGUGUUCAAGGAUGGGUCAAAUCAUAGACUGUAUUUAUAAAUUGAAGUACGUUCCAAACAGGAAUUGAGCAUGGGCACACUUCCGGCUCCAUCGACUUCAGUUCAAUUCAAUUCGCUUUGUAUUGAAAAAACGCUACCCCUCCCUCUUAAAAUGCUCAUAUAAAACUGCUCUACAUGAUCAUGAUGUUUUUAUUUCAAUAUUUUGUCCGUAAAUCAAUUCCUAUUCUCAUACAAACCUGGAUCCAAAUUCUCCCCUAUAGCUUCUACCCUCGAUGAGCUUCGUUUGACUGGAGCCAAACACUUUGGUAGACCUCAGUCCGCUUCUUUAUACAGUCUAUGGGACAAAUGCGAAGUAAAUAUCAAGUAUUAGAGGACCCACACGCACAUGUUCUCAAAGAAACGCUCCAUCGGGCCUGAGAAAGCCUGUUGCGUAAUAGAUUUUCUUCUUUUUUUUUCACUUGUUUUUUUACGGUCAAAUUGCGUGUGCCUCGACCUACCAAAACAGCACUUUAAACAUGACAACAAGGCGGAAAUCGGGCGAAGAGAACAAAAUGUAUACGGCAAUUUCAAGGCUCAUUUCUGCUCAAAAGGUAUGAGCUUGUUUGAGAUGGCAGCCGACCCGAGUCUGUUCUUUGCGGAUGAUGAUAAAGACACAAGCAGCCCAGUAAGUUACAUCAUACCAGCUGUCAAUUUUUGAUAAUGAAACAGGAAAACAAACCUGGAGAUAUCGCUAAUCUGCUUAUGCCACUUAUGUCAUGGUCUGGUCAUGUUAUUUUGUUCUGUACAGUCAUUUCUGUGUUUAAAUAUGUUUAUAUAAAGAUUAUGUUAUCUAGAUUAAAGAUUUGUACAUGUUUUUUACCGUCUUGAAAGCGUGAAAAAACAGAGCUAGUUCAUUGUAAACAGUUUGCCGUAGUCCAAAGUUAUUCUUCACUUAACCUUAUGCAUUUUGAGCGUCAUAGUAAUUCACCAUGAGUUUAUAAGCUAACAACAAUGAAUGCUGACCGUGCACUUCCUGAUUGUCGGAUCAAUAAAAAAGUUAGUUUGAUCUCAAGAGCUGCUUAUACAAUAUAUCUGUACUUGGGCAAGACACAUUUUGCUCAAAUACAUGGGAAAAAAUCAAGUACUAACCCUUGAAGUUAAAAUAAUUUUGCGGUUGUACUGUCUGCAGCAAAUUUUUUCUAAGUUUUUUACUGUGCCAUAAUCAGGAAGUGCUCAUUAGGAUGAUUAUUGUUAGCUUUACCAUUAUUGAAGCUUUUGGGCGACAGUAGCUCAGUUGGUAAGAGCGUUUGUCCGCGGAUCAGAAGGUUGGCGAUCGAAGGUUGGCGAUGCAUUUCCAGCUCCCACAGAUGAAUGCAGUUGUCGUGUCCUUGGGCAAGACACUUAACCCACCUCAGUGUCUGCGUACACGGGUGUAUGAAUGUGUGGGUGAGUGAUUCCUUGAUGCAAAGCGCUUUGAGUGCCUUGAAGGUGGAAAAGCACUGUAUAAAAGUGUGACUAUUUACCUUUUACUUCCUGAUUCUCAGACACUUUCUAAUUAGAUGCAGACAGCACACAGCAGUCUUAUUUUUAUUUAAAUAAUUCUAACGUGUACUGUCUGCAUUUAAUUAGAAUGUGCUGUACUGUUCAAUAAUCAGGAAGUGCUCAUUAGCAUGCUUGUUGUUAGCUUUACCGCCACUGCAAAACUCCGCUCUGGUCUCUGAAAGUUGUGAAAAGCUCUUAUAAACUCAUCCUGGUGAAUGCAUAAGGUAAGUGAGGAAUAACUUUGGACCACUGCAAACCGUUGAAAAUGAACCAGUUUUGUUUUUCACAUUUUUAAAACUGUAAAAAAAAAAAAAAAAUCUGGUAGAUCAGACAGUAAUUUGUUGAUUGACUAAGGCUUGAAUAAGGAUUUGAGAAAUGCAAUGAUUUUGUUUUGUUUUUUUUCUUCUUGAACAUUGAACAUCUGUGAUAAAUGUUUUUUUUUUACAUUAAACAAUGCAAACUUUUUUUUUGCCUUAUCACAGAAAUAUUUUACUUACAUUUGGGAAUAUUCAAUUUACAUUAUUUCUCAAGCAUUUCAGUGUGUUUUUUCCCAAAUCUUUAUUGCCACUCAAGUUCAGACUUUGCACCCAAGACCUGUAGCAUACCAUCCCUUCAGUUGGAAACAAAGGUUUAAUGACAGAAUUGGGGCAAACCUUUCACCUAUUGGUCAAUAGUCACAUGCUAUGUCUGAGCCCUGUGGGAUUAUGGGACAGAGGCUCCAACAAUGUCUCUUAAUGGGAACUUUUUUUUGUUAUUCUUAAGAUAACUUUGUGUGUUAACUUCUGUCUCUUUGUCUAAUUUACCUAUGAAACCGAAGUACUGUGAUAUAGAUAACCAUCGUGACAUGUAUGUAAAUUAUCUUUUUCUUUUUCUGUGUUCAAAUGAUUUAUUUUUAUAUGAAGUAUUAAAAUCUAAUCAUUAAAUAUUU
Messenger RNA from Boleophthalmus pectinirostris (great blue-spotted mudskipper), 7489 nucleotides. It is a transcript of the gene stk11ip, whose product is annotated as serine/threonine kinase 11 interacting protein. Gene Ontology annotation, molecular function: protein binding. Gene Ontology annotation, biological process: intracellular protein localization. Gene Ontology annotation, cellular component: cytoplasm. NCBI's taxonomy places the organism in Eukaryota, Metazoa, Chordata, Actinopteri, Gobiiformes, Gobiidae. The record is from RefSeq and is a predicted model, not a curated record.